Messenger RNA from Coregonus clupeaformis (lake whitefish), 1224 nucleotides. Its product is annotated as dnaJ homolog subfamily C member 5-like. The record is from RefSeq and is a predicted model, not a curated record. The coding region runs from base 65 to 649 and encodes 194 amino acids. The transcript is spliced from 5 exons. Lineage: Eukaryota; Metazoa; Chordata; Actinopteri; Salmoniformes; Salmonidae.
CCAGGGACGACUGAAGCACUGGAGCUGACGGCCUGGACAGAGGAACAGGUAAUGGUGAGAGAAGAUGUCGGAGCAAAGGCAACGUUCCCUGUCCACCUCAGGAGAGGCCCUCUACCUAGUCCUGGGCCUCGACAAGACCUGUACACCGGAUGACAUCAAGAAGUCCUACAGAAAACUUGCUUUGAAAUAUCAUCCAGACAAGAACCCAGAGAACCCGAACGCCACAGAUAAAUUCAAGGAGCUCAAUAAUGCCCACUCCGUGCUGUCAGACGCCUCCAAGAGGAACAUCUACGACAGCUAUGGCUCCCUCGGUCUGUAUGUGGCACAGCAGUUUGGAGAGGAGAACGUCAACGCUUAUUUCAUGCUCUCCAGUUGGUGGGCAAAGGGUCUGUUUGCGGUCUGCGGCGUGCUAACAGGCUGCUACUUCUGCUGCUGCCUGUGCUGCUGUUUUAACUGCUGCUGUGGGAAGUGUAAACCCAAAACUCCUGGAGAGGAGGACCCCGACACCUACGUGUCCCCUGAAGACCUGGAGGAGCAGAUCCGCACAGACAUGGAGACAGACGCUGACGACGUCCCCAUAAUACAGCAGCCAACCAAUGCAAGCGAGAAGACCGGGUUGAUUGGUGACGGACGACGGGCCUAUACCUAACACAACUGAGAAGAACGAUCAGAGGACUGGUGAUGUCAUAGGGAUUACAGAACUGGCAUUAAAUACGUGUCUUUGAGUAUUUGUUAUUUGAAUACUUAUUUUCUGUGUAUUUGAGUAUUUUCAAAUAAUGUGGCUCGAAUCAACUACAACUAAGUAUUUAAAAUUAUUUUCAAAUAAUUUCCUAUAAAUAGCCUACUAUUUGAAAGUAUUAUCAACUUAUUUCAAAAACUAUUUUCAAAUACCUGGGUUAAAUGCAAGGGAGUGUAUUUGAGUCUGUUUAUUUCAGUAUUUUCAAAUACUUGCCUUUUCAAAUAAAACAUAUCUACUUACUUCCAAAUGUAUUUUAAAGUAAUUGAAAUACCCUAAAUAGUAUUUCAACCCAGGGGAUUUAUUCCUUGACGUGAUUAUUAUUCCUGUGGUAGAUCUCAGAAGGGUUCCAAUUACAUUCCACCCCUUGACUACACUUUGUAACUUCUGAAUGAGUGUUAGUUUGUGUGCAUUGUGUUUUGUGUUUGUUUGUUAUUUCUUCUGAACAAAAUACAAAGUAGCCCUAGUAUUGUGCGUUUAAAAGUGUG